AUAAAAACAGAUUUUCUAGGUUAAUAUAUGAAUAGAAUGACAGAGUAGAUGAAAGUCGUCCAUCAAAUGCAGUGAUUGUCAUCACUAAUUUAAAUAUCAACAAAGCGCUAAUUUAUUUGAAUACGUAAGAUAAAAGGAUCAACUUGUACAUUAUAGAUAUACUGUACAAGAGUGAUAUAUUUAGAUUGUUCAUUUCUAUAGCUCACAACUAAUGAUAACAAAAUUCUGUUUCCUUGGACAAACAAACAAACAAAAAAAGAAACUUUUAGAUAAAACGAAAAGGAUUUUUAACAUUAUGUUAUGGCCAUACAAUCGUGAAGAAAUUUAGAUUUUGAUUUCUACCUUGCAAAAUUAAUUUCUUAUUUCAUUUAUUGAGACCCUCUCUGUAUUUGAAGUUCAUUUAAUAUGUUGUCCACUAGAGGGAAACCUCGAGCUGUCCGUUGUCUGAUCGCACAAGAAGCCAACAACUACCUGUUGGAUCACACCGUGAGCUGUAAUUUACUUAUUAAAUAAACAAAAUCAUGAAGGGGGUGAGAAAAGAAAUAACAACUAAACAUUUAACGAUGAAUUAAUCUGUUCAAUAAGAUGACAUAAUUAGAUUGUGUCUGUGUGUAAGAAUUGAAAUAAUUUUCACCAGAUUAAACAAAACAAAACAAAAAAUGUCUAGCGUGAAAUAACAGAUAAUUGUAUUUAAUGAAUGUUCAAUGCACCUCAACCUGGAGGGAAAAUAAAUAGGGUUAAUUAAGCAGGGUUGUUGCUCUCCUUUCUCUUUGCCGCACAAACACUUGAUGAGCCUGCCGCGCUAAUUAGAGGGAGCCGGGGAUUCAAUAAAUGAUGCGUCAGCCCUCUGCAGGCAAAGAGUUAACUCGGUCAGCCUGUUGUUCUGCGCUCCGUCCAACCGGGCUGUGUCGCUAAGGGAAAAGAGGCUGCGCUUCAGGAGGUGUAACACAUCCCCAGCUGCAAAGCGAGCUCACAUCUGGCGCGCCAGAAGAGCCCGGUUUUUAGCGCAACCUGUCUCUGAGUAGUUCCUCUGAGCUGGAUCAGCGUCCCCGUGUGUAUGAGUGGAGAGAGGUGGAAAGUUGACACGGAUUAGAGCUGGAGGUCGGAUUUGGUCUAAAACGGAGAGAUUCGUUUUGGAUAGGGCGCGCUUGGUUUGCGUAAAAAGCCAACUGCGUGUAAAUAAACCAAAGGAAUCACCUGCAGAGUACGGAACAAAUCAGCUGAAAACAUCUGAACCGUGGUGAGGUCUCCCACAGGUGGAUUCCUUCACUUUUAUCCGCUCGUUUCUGUUUUCUGGCAGCAGAAAGUCAUGGGUCACUGACUCUGACGUGAGGACGCACCUUCCUUCUCUCAGCCUUCUGAUCAGACCAGCGGCCAGCAGCGGGAAGCAGCGGGGAGCAACAAGCUUCUAAAUGAUCAGCUCUGUGUGCGUUUCGACCUACCGAGGGCGCAAGUCAGGAAACAAACCUCCGUCUAAAUCAUGUCUGAAGGAGGAGAUGGCCAGUGGGGAGGACUCGGAAAAAAUCAUCAUCAACGUUGGCGGCACCCGGCAUGAGACCUACAAGAGCACCCUGCGGACGCUGCCGGGGACGCGCCUGGCCUGGCUGGCCGAACCGGACUCCCAGGGCUGCUGCUCCGAAUCGGACGCCGAGCUCCCGAGCGUUUCCGAGUUCUUCUUUGACCGACACCCGGGCAUCUUUGCCUAUGUGCUCAACUACUACCGGACCGGGAAGCUGCACUGUCCGGCGGACGUGUGCGGCCCGCUGUUCGAGGAGGAGCUGGCCUUCUGGGGGAUAGAUGACACCGACGUGGAACCGUGCUGCUGGAUGACCUACCGGCAGCACCGGGACGCGGAAGAGGCUCUGGAGAUAUUCGAGCCGCCCGACCCGGAGGACACAGACGACGACAGAGACACGCCGAGACGGUUCGGCAUUGAGGACCGCAGCGACAGGUCCAGGGGGUGCUGGGAAGUUUGGCGACCCAAACUGUGGGCCUUGUUUGACGACCCGUACACCUCCAAAGCAGCCAGGGGAGUGGCAAUCAUCUCUCUCUUCUUCAUCCUGGUGUCCAUCACUACGUUCUGCUUGGAGACGCAUCAGGCCUUCGACGUAAAACAAAACAUUACAGAGCUUGUCACAGAGGGAAAUAUCACGCGAAUGGAGAUCAGGGAUGAGACCGUCACCAACUCAAAGCUCAUCAUGGUGGAGGGAAUCUGUGUGGUGUGGUUUACCUUCGAGUUCCUGGUCCGAAUCAUCUGCUGUCCAAACAAACUGGCCUUCAUCAAGAACACACUCAACAUCAUUGACUUUGUGGCCAUCCUGCCUUUCUACAUGGAGAUGAGUUUGAGGGGUCUGUCAUCCAAGGCGGCCAGCAACGUGCUGGGUUUCCUCCGCGUGGUGCGCUUCGUGAGGAUUCUACGGAUCUUCAAGCUCACGCGUCACUUUGUGGGCCUGCGCGUGCUGGGUCACACGCUGAGGGCCAGCGUCAACGAGUUCCUCCUGCUGAUUAUCUUCCUCGCAUUGGGAGUGCUCAUCUUUGCCACCAUGAUUUACUACGCCGAGCGCAUUGGAGUCACCUACAACCCCAAGAUUAAAAACCACUUCAAAAACAUCCCCAUCAGCUUCUGGUGGGCGGUGGUCACCAUGACGACGCUGGGCUACGGGGACAUGUAUCCACAGACAUGGCUGGGUAUGAUGGUGGGGGCGCUGUGUGCUCUGGCCGGCGUGCUGACCAUCGCCAUGCCCGUCCCGGUCAUCGUCAACAACUUUGGCAUGUACUACUCGCUGGCUAUGGCGAAGCAGAAGCUGCCGAAGAAGAAGAAGAAGCACACCCAGAACCGAGACGCGCCGACCGACUCGGCCUCCUUUGUGAAAUCGGAAACAAACUCACACAUAGACAGCACUCAGAGCGACACGUGUCCGCUGGCGGCGGAGGAGAGCAGCAGCAGGAACCGCUCAGACUCCAAACAGAACGGGGACGCGAAUGUGGCCCAUUCAGACGAGGAAGGCUGCAGUCUGACCCAGCCGCUGUCCCCCAGUGAGAAGUGGUCGCUGCACUGCUCCAGAGGACGAGGCAAGAACAAGGAGGGCACCUGCUUCAUCCUAACGUCGGGAGAGCCCAGCAUCCACGUUGAAGGCUGUAGAGAUAUUCUCGGUACCACUGGAAACUACACCCAGCCGGAGGUCACCACUCUGACCUAACGAAGGAGGUGGAAAUGUGAAGUCUGCUGUCCGAUCCCUGCAGUCGAAAAAUACCGUAGAGCCACAUAUUGUACAUCAAGAUGAAUCAUUUCUGUUUCCUCCUGUAACAUAUUUGAUCAAGAGUAAAUAUGUACAGCCAUAUUUGCGAAGCACUUUGCAUGUAUUGCAUGACCUAACAUGGUACUAGAGUUAUACCAGAAACACUUACAAUACACUGGACAAUAUAGCUCCUUUUAAGGGCCCGGAAGCCAUUUAUUUCUGCAUACUUAUGCGCUACAGGCUCAUGAAACCUCAGACAGUUCCCCCUCCAAAGGAAAUUGUUCUAUUUUUUUUUUUACAGUUCAAAGUGGUAAAACCCCAAAUUUUAUUAUUUCUGUUGCGAGAAUCAUUUUCCUCCAGUACAGCAACAUUACACAGUAAAAAACAAAACCACAAUUAUUUAAAGAAAGAGAAAAACAAAAAGCACCAAAGUUAUGUAAGCACUUUUGUUCUUCUUCUUUCAGCAUGGCAAUACAUCUUAUUCUAAAAUGUGAUAUUAUAUAAGUAAAUUAAGUAAGAGGUCAGCUGGCCGCUAAAUAACUAACUAACUAAUUUAGGUCUUAAACUCCAAGCAAGAAACUUAGUAAAGAACUUUGAAUUUGUUUAAAAUAAUUUACAAUCCAAACAAAAACUGUCCUCACAGUGACUGCUAUUUAUUAGUUUGUGUAGUUAAAUCUUUUUU
This is a messenger RNA of Xiphophorus couchianus (Monterrey platyfish), 3921 nucleotides long. RefSeq names its product potassium voltage-gated channel, Shaw-related subfamily, member 4 (gene kcnc4). Gene Ontology annotation, cellular component: voltage-gated potassium channel complex; presynaptic membrane; neuronal cell body membrane. The transcript has 4 exons. NCBI's taxonomy places the organism in Eukaryota, Metazoa, Chordata, Actinopteri, Cyprinodontiformes, Poeciliidae. Gene Ontology annotation, molecular function: delayed rectifier potassium channel activity; protein binding. The coding region runs from base 1413 to 3200 and encodes 595 amino acids. Gene Ontology annotation, biological process: protein homooligomerization; action potential; potassium ion transmembrane transport. The record is from RefSeq and is a predicted model, not a curated record.